AUACAAUUUUUCAUGAAUUCCACCUCGUUACUUUGUGUAUUGAGGUUAGAUUACUGUACCACAUGGACGAAACAUUUAUUCUUAAGGCUUACUUUUGAAUUGUAAAUAAUUACAUUUGCUUGCAAAUAACGUAAGGAUGUCUGUGCCUGAGAAAGUUCUGAUGCGAAAAAUAAGGAAAAGAGAGAAGAAGAAGCUACAGAUAUUGAAGGAGCGAGAAAAGCAAGCACGAAAUGAAGAUGAAAUGGAACUUUCGAAUGGAUUCGAACAACAUUCCGCAAAUAACACUCCAAAAAAAAAAAAGAGAAAGAAAACUGAGGCUGAUGUGCCUCCAGGUACAGAUGAUAAAAAUGAAAAUAAGGAAACUGCGGAUUUACCUGGAUCAGCAAUAGGCUCUGAUAUAACAAAUGACACCAGUUUCAAAGUAUUAGAAACAUUGGUGUGCGAUAAUACUUUGAAAGCAAUCCAUGAUAUGGGUUUCAGAAAUAUGACUGAAAUUCAAGCGAAAGCAAUACCACCAUUGUUAGAAGGCAGGGAUUUAGUGGGUGCUGCUAAAACAGGAUCUGGAAAGACUUUAGCAUUUUUAAUACCAGCAAUUGAGCUAAUUUAUAAAUUGAAAUUCAUGCCUCGUAAUGGCACAGGUUGUGUUAUUAUAUCUCCAACACGAGAAUUGUCCAUGCAAACGUUUGGAGUUUUAAAAGAGCUAAUGAAAUAUCACUAUCAUACGUAUGGUUUGUUAAUGGGAGGUGCAAAUAGGCAAACUGAAGCUCAGAAACUUUCAAAAGGAAUUAACAUUGUUGUAGCAACACCUGGUAGAUUAUUGGAUCACCUGCAGAAUACAACAGACUUCUUGUUUAAAAAUCUUCAGUGUUUGGUUAUUGACGAAGCUGACCGUAUUUUGGACAUUGGGUUUGAGGAAGAGCUCAAGCAAAUUAUAAAUAUUUUACCAAAAAAGAGACAAACAAUGUUGUUCAGCGCUACGCAAACAAAAAAAACUGAAAUGUUAACAACUUUAGCAUUGAAAAAAAAACCGAUUUACGUUGGCGUUGAUGAUGAUAAGGAUAAAGCAACGGUUGAAGGUUUGGAACAGGGAUACGUGUGUUGCCCUAGCGAGAAAAGAUUCUUACUGUUAUUUACUUUCUUGAAGAAAAAUCGAAAAAAAAAAGUGAUGGUUUUCUUCAGCUCUUGUAUGUCGGUCAAGUAUCACAAUGAGCUUUUGAAUUACAUUGAUUUACCAGUAUUAAGUAUACAUGGAAAACAAAAGCAGACGAAGAGAACGACAACAUUCUUCCAAUUUUGUAACGCGACUUCUGGUAUACUUCUUUGUACCGACGUAGCAGCUCGUGGUCUUGAUAUUCCUGCCGUUGAUUGGAUCAUUCAAUACGAUCCACCCGAUGAUCCUAAGGAAUAUAUUCAUCGGGUUGGUAGAACUGCCCGAGGAGAAGGCAGCAGUGGACAUGCCUUAUUAAUUUUGAGGCCAGAAGAACUCGGUUUUCUCCGUUAUCUUAAACAAGCAAAGGUUCCGGUAAAUGAAUUCGAUUUUUCAUGGAAUAAAAUUGCGGAUAUCCAACUGCAGCUUGAAAAGUUAAUUUCCAAAAAUUACUUUUUAAACAUGUCAGCAAAAGAGGCAUUUAAAGCAUACGUGAGAGCGUACGACUCGCACCAUUUGAAGCAGAUUUUCGACAUUGAAACGUUGGAUUUGGCAAAAGUUGCGAAAUCCUUUGGUUUCCUUGUUCCACCAGCCAUAGAUUUGAAAGUGUCAGUGAGCAAGAAUUCACGACUUCGAUAUAUAAUUCGAGAUGGUUAUGGUUACUUUAAAACCAUGAAUAAUCUGGGUUCAGAGAAAAAAUUGCAUCGUAGUAAAACUUUCCGUCAGAAAAAAACGUCUAACAAUCAACAGUUUGCUAGAUAAUUAAAGUUAUCGCAUGUUUAAUAAAUCGAACGUUUUAACAUAACAAAAAAAGUACAGUACAUAGCAACAAUAAUAAAUUUACUAUUUGUCUAUUUUCUAAGAAUCCCAUAGUUAUUCUUGCGAUUAAUGCAAUACGAUUAGAGGCAAAUAUUGAUCAUUAGAUGUCAUCAAUGCGUAUUUACGAAUAUAAUACGCAUAAUGAAGGUGGUUAAAUUUAUUCCCCUCGAAAACUUCAAUUUGAAUAGAACCGCCAUAAUUUCUGUGAUAACAUCUUGUUUCAAAGAGGUUAUAACAAUCGGCAAGUUGUUUCAGCAUUUUGACGUAGAUGGCGGGACAAGUGACCUAAAUUAAUUUUGUAAAAAUCAAAUGGUAAGAAUAUAAGACACAUAGUAAGUUUAUAUUGUGAUACAAUUGUUACACAUAAUUAUAUAUAAUACUUAACAUUCGAUCCUGAAAUAUUUUAUGCCGGAUACAAAUAGAUUUACGUUAUCCUUGAAUAA
Molecule: messenger RNA, 2409 nt
Organism: Megalopta genalis
Lineage: Eukaryota; Metazoa; Arthropoda; Insecta; Hymenoptera; Halictidae
Product: putative ATP-dependent RNA helicase pitchoune
Molecular function (GO): ATP binding; RNA helicase activity; nucleic acid binding
Source: RefSeq, a predicted model, not a curated record